Molecule: messenger RNA, 1564 nt
Organism: Tachyglossus aculeatus (Australian echidna)
Lineage: Eukaryota; Metazoa; Chordata; Mammalia; Monotremata; Tachyglossidae
Gene: UPRT
Product: uracil phosphoribosyltransferase homolog
Exons: 7
Coding region: 25-747 (240 amino acids)
Source: RefSeq, a predicted model, not a curated record
GUGUCUGAAAAACUUGGAAUUCGGAUGCUGCCGCCUGAGAUGGAGCAGAAAGAUGGUCAGGGAAGCUUGCGGCCAGCUUCUCCAGUUCAGCGGCCCCGAGCCCGGCCCGCCCCCGCUGAGCCGCCCCUCGGAGGGCGAGGAGACCUUGGCCCAGUCGUUGCCCCGGCCCGGCCCCAUCGGGCCGCAGCUGAAGCUGCUGCCCAUGAACGACCAGAUCCGGGAGCUGCAGACCAUCAUCCGCGACAGAUCCGACUUGUGGUGGAGGAAGGGUUGAAUCAGCUGCCUUACACGGAAUGCACAGUGACCACUCCAACAGGGUACAAGUACGAAGGUGUGAAAUUUGAGAAAGGAAACUGCGGAGUCAGCAUCAUGAGAAGUGGGGAGGCGAUGGAGCAAGGCCUGCGGGACUGUUGCCGAUCCAUACGCAUCGGCAAGAUCCUGAUCCAGAGCGACGAGGAGACGCAGAGAGCCAAAGUGUACUAUGCCAAGUUCCCCCCCGACAUCUACCGAAGGAAAGUCCUCCUGAUGUACCCAAUUCUGAGCACUGGGAACACUGUGAUCGAGGCGGUGAAAGUUCUCAUAGAGCACGGCGUCCAACCCAGCGUCAUCAUCCUGCUCAGCCUCUUCUCCACCCCCCACGGUGCCAAAUCAAUCAUCCAGGAGUUCCCCGACAUCACCAUCCUAACCACAGAAGUUCACCCCGUUGCGCCAACCCACUUCGGACAGAAGUACUUUGGGACGGACUAAGUUACGGGAGGAGCACGGGCUGAAACCGGGUAACGUUGCGACGGUGGGCUCCAUCUGUUUCGCUCGGGGAUUGAGAUGGGAGGCUGAGGCAGGUUAAGGCCGAAGGGGAAACUCUCAAGAGCUAUUUUCGGGUUUUUUUUGGAUUAUUUCUUGACGGCUGGAACCACGUGCAAUAAAUGAGGCGCUCUGAAUAAGCGGAGGAAGCUCGGAUAAUAACGCGCUUAUGCCGAUCACUGAACCCCGUGCUUUGAUUGACUUAUCUGAUCUCUGCACUGCCUCGUCCGCAGCUGCUUGCAGCUCCGAAAUAAAACCAAAACAAGAGCCAGUGCUCUGGGGCUUUUUUGCUUCCCCCCCCACCACUUAGAUUUUAGUUUUCGAGGGCGCGUUGUGGGGAUGUGGUUUCACCUCUCUCCACCUUGGCGAGUCAGAGGGCUGGCUCAGAGUCAGGCACCCGCACGGGGUUUGGCUUUUGCGCGCGCUCCAGGGCUCGCUUCUCCGAGCCGGGAAAAGCCGCGCGACCCCCGACGGCCCUGCGGAUCAGAAACGGACGAGUGGGUCGGAGGGGAGAGGCAGAGUGUCUGGCUGAAAAGUGAGAAACCAAAACUGAUGUUUUCCCGGGAGGACUCGGCUUGGGAAAUGAGGGGCUGGACCCGUCCCAUUUCGCUACACUCAAAUGAGUGUGCAUUCCCAUUUAGACUUUGGAAAGGGAGAAGAAAACUGCGCUUUCCAAACGGAAGUUUCUGUGUCUGCUGGUCAACCCCCACCCCAGCGGAGGUGAUGACGGUGAUAAUAAAAACUCCAAAUGGUUUUUUUUUGA